Molecule: messenger RNA, 1518 nt
Organism: Macroventuria anomochaeta
Lineage: Eukaryota; Fungi; Ascomycota; Dothideomycetes; Pleosporales; Didymellaceae
Exons: 2
Coding region: 66-1364 (432 amino acids)
Cellular component (GO): nucleus; cytoplasm
Molecular function (GO): tRNA-specific adenosine-34 deaminase activity
Source: RefSeq, a predicted model, not a curated record
CGCGCGACUCACCACUCACACCAGCGACAGUAUCAUAGUCCAAUCCGCGACCGGCAGACGAUGCAAUGAGCGACCCCGCUUCCCACACCGGGCGUCUUGUCCCACUGCGGACCAAAGAUGAAGUGCGCGCCAGCCUGGAAACGCACGUCGUCUAUGUUGUCGAAGUACCUGCGAAGCAUGCCAACGUGGUCAAGGAUGUCGUGCAAGCAGCCAUCCCGGACUUCAAGACGUCCGAGAUCUCCCACCUGCGCCGCGUAGUGCAGUUCAAAUACCUGCCGGCCCAUCUGCAGAAGCAGUUCUAUCCGCCCGCGAGGCUUCCGAGAGGUGAUGAGGAUGAUCCUGCACCAGCGUCAUUGUCCCCAUCCCCUGCAUCGCUGCCUUCUCUCCCAUCUCCUCCGUCCACGUCCACGCCCACGGUCGACGAAGCCACUGCUGGUGAGGACGUUGCUAAAGACAUGGAUUUAGUGCGCUACUUCCUCCUGUGUCCCUCGAAGCAUAUCCAGCAUGCCGACCUGUUCGCCCUCCUGCGCAAGUGCCCUCCCUUCGACAACGGCAAGACCACACCGAGGAUCCUGUACGUUACCGUCCCGUCGCUGGCGCCCAUAUCCGCCGAGCAGUCGGAGCAAUGGAGCGAGCAGUACUGGCCCAUCUCCUACAAGAACACCAACCCAUACGGGCCGCACCCAAGCCUUGUUGCACGCAACCAAGCAGAGAUCGAGGACAGGGUGGGCAACUGGCUUGGGCUCGCACGGUCAGCAGGAAGGUGCAUCUCCGAGCAGUGCCUGGGAGAGUCGCUCGGCGUUGUGGUAGUCGACCAGACGAAGGGCACGCCGGAGGUAAUCGUCGUUGCGGGCGACUGUCGCUGGAGGUCACCGACAGGCACCAUCGAGCAGCACAAGGGCACUGGCAACGUCAUGGCACACGCUGUCCAGCGCGCCAUCGCCAUGGUCGCGAAGAAGCGGCUUCGCGCUGCCGGCACCGACCCUGCACUGCUCGACCGCUCGCUCUUCUGCGACAUACCCCUCACCGACAUGGAGAGAGAGUACUACGUCAAGGACAACAUCAAUCAGAGCGGCUACCUGUGCGUCGAUCUCGACAUCUACCUGACGAACGAGCCCUGCGUCAUGUGCUCGAUGGCAAUCCUGCACUCGAGGUUUCGGCGCUGUAUCUUCGCAAAGCGCAUGCCCCUCACUGGCGGUAUGACGUCGGACACUGCCGAAGGCAGCGCACCGUUGCAAGGCGGAUUGAAGCAUGGCAUGUUCUGGCGACCGAGCGAGUUGAACUGGAAGUUCCUGGCGUGGGAGUACAAGGAGGACGGGCAUGAGCCACAGCACGACGGCAUCAAGGACACUCUGCAUGUCUAGAACGGCAUGAGGAUGGGAAUGGGUUGCAUUGGAUAUGAAGCAUUACACGGCGCUUUGGAUUACAUGUGGUGUCGAUUACAGUCAGAGGGAUACAGGGUUAUGAGACAUGAGAUACCCAUACAUAGAUACACGCACGACCAGGAGAGGAAUGAAC